Penicillium alfredii is the source of this 1173-nucleotide messenger RNA. RefSeq names its product TauD/TfdA dioxygenase family protein. Gene Ontology annotation, cellular component: cytoplasm. The transcript is spliced from 3 exons. Gene Ontology annotation, molecular function: 2-oxoglutarate-dependent dioxygenase activity. The coding region runs from base 1 to 1173 and encodes 390 amino acids. The record is from RefSeq and is a predicted model, not a curated record. NCBI's taxonomy places the organism in Eukaryota, Fungi, Ascomycota, Eurotiomycetes, Eurotiales, Aspergillaceae.
AUGGCUCCCGCUCCCAUUGACUCGCGCAUUGUUGACGUUGCGCCGCCCCGGAAGGAUACUCUGGGCCUCCCCGGGUCUGCGCGAGAGCGUCUGGAGAAGGCGGGCAUCGAUCUAAGUGCAGGAUACCCCUAUCGGCCCUCGCGUCCGCUCUAUUCGGACGAUGUGUAUAAUGUGCGGGACUAUGAUCGCCCUCACGUAGAGCCCGGCAGCCGAGCCGACCCCGAAAAGAAAGCCCUUCUGUCCGCUGCCAAAGAAGUCAUCCCGUUGACCAGGCACAUUGGAACUGAGAUCGUCGGCCUUCAGCUGAAGGAUCUGACCGAUCAGCAGAAGGACGAGCUGGGCUUGCUGAUUGCCGAACGAAGUGUGGUCUUUUUCCGCGAUCAGGAUAUCACGCCUCAGCAGCAGAAAGAACUGGGAGAGUGGUUUGGCGAGAUCGAGGUUCAUCCACAAGUGCCCCAGGUGCCUGGUGUCGCAGGAGUGACUGUGAUCUGGCCUGCAUUACAAGCAACCGAGACGCCAGCCAGCUUCCGUCGACCGGGAGGUUCGUCCCGAUGGCACACUGACCUCGUUCACGAGCGACAGCCCGCCGGAGUGACACACUUGCAUAACGACACGGUGCCAACUGUGGGUGGAGAUACUCUCUGGGCCAGCGGAUAUUCAGCAUAUGAGAAGUUGUCGCCGCUGUUCCGCAAGUUUAUCGACGGCAAGACGGCUAUUUACCGAUCCGCUCAUCCCUACCUGGACCGCAAGAACCCCGAGGCUGGGCCCAAGUUUGUGGAGCGUGAGCACCCGAUCGUCCGCGUCCACCCUGCCACCGGAUGGAAGGCACUUUGGGUCAACCGCGCCAUGACGGACCGCAUCGUGGGACUCGAUAAGGCAGAAAGUGACGUGAUCUUGGGAUAUCUGUUUGAUGUGUAUGAGAAGAACCCCGACAUCCAGGUUCGCUUCAAGUGGAGUCCCCGGACGAGCGCACUAUGGGACAACCGAAUCACAAUCCACAAUGCAAGCUGGGACUACGAGGGGUCACAGCCGAGACAUGGGACCCGGGUAACCGCGCUUGCAGAAAAGCCGAUUUUCGACCCGAAAGCACCCACGAGACGGGAGAAGUUGGGGCUGCUGGGACCCGAAGAGAUUGAAGAAUUGCAGAAGCUGAGCAGCCUGGGGCUGGAGUGA